GCCAUUUUGGGAGCUCUGGCUGAGUCUUGCAGUGCGACGUUUCGCUUCAGCAGGCAAGAGCAUCCGUGUUGUCGGCAACAGAGCCGUGGCUCGUGCAUUGCGUCCUUCCUCUAACAGAAGCAGCCAGGUGCGAAGUGACUGUUGGGCGAAUGACGGAGUUAUAGUAACGCGUGCGCUGUUCUACCUGUACUGUUUAUGAUCGGAUUAGUGUGUUUUGAUUCGCUGUUUCAUGGUAGCAGAGCCUGGGGUCCUCGGAAACCUGUCGUGCAGCUGGGUCUUGAAGAUUUUGGUAGUGGAAGACGUCUAAAUCUGUUGUGAAUGAAUGGGUUUACAAACGUUAGUGUAGCUUGGGGUCUGACACCCAAAUGUUUCUCUGCUUGUGGAGACUACUUCAUCUUUGAAGCCAUUCUCAUCUGUACGGGCAGUUAGCUAGGUCUGCCUAUCACCAUGUUCUGGAAGUUCGAUUUAAACACAGCGUCGCACAUUGACAAGCUGCUGGACAAGGAGGAUGUAACACUGCAAGAAUUAAUGGAUGAAGAUGACAUUUUACAGGAAUGCAGAGCCCAGAAUCGUCGACUGUUGGAUUUUCUCUGUCAGGAGCACUGCAUGGAAGAACUGAUCAACCUCAUUACACGGGAGCCACCCACAAACCUGGAUGAGAAGAUACGCUUCAAAUAUCCCAACACUGCUUGUGAGCUGCUAACGUCUGAUGUCUCACAAGUAAAUGAUAAGUUGUGUGAAAAUGAGACCUUCCUGAACAUAUUGUAUGAUUUCCUGAAUCAGGAAAAGCCUCUUAAUCCUUUACUUGCCAGUUUCUUCAGCAAAACUGUCAGCAGUCUCAUUGCUAGAAAAACAGAACAGCUGAUUGCUUUUUUGCGAAAAAAGGAUGGGUUUAUUACCUUGGUGCUGAACCACAUAAAUACAUCUGCCAUUAUGGACCUGCUGCUACGCUUGGUGACGUGUGUGGAACCGGCACCUCUACGGCAAGAAGUCCUUAAUUGGCUUAAUGAAGAGAAGUUGAUUCAGAGAUUAAUUGAUCUGAUUGCCUUGGGCCAGGACGAGGAUGGUCAGUCGAAUGCUUCUCAGACACUGUGUGACAUCAUCCGACUGAGCAGGGACCAGAGCAGCCAGCUGCAGGACACGCCAGAGCCAGAUCCCCUCCUCACUGUGCUCGAAUCGCAGGAAAGUAUAAAUCAGCUCCUGAAGAAUAUGUUUGACCAAGAGAGGACGGAGAGCUGCAUUGUAAACGGAACUCAAGUGCUUCUAACCUUAUUGGAGACCAGACGACUGGGAGUGGAAGGUCUAAUGGACUCAUGUGCUCAGGGAAUAGACCGAUCUUACACUAUCAACAGUAACAUUUUGCAUAGCAUUGAACAACGGCUAAAAGACUUCCACCAUCUGCUGCAAUGCCCUCCUAAGAAAAGUAAAAUCUUGACGACAAUUGGUGUCUUGGAGGAGCCUUUGGGUAAUGCACGUCUUCAUGUAGCCCGACUUAUUGCUGCACUUCUACAGACAAACACAGCUAGUAUUAAUCAGGAACUGUGUAGGCUAAACACCAUGGACUUAUUACUUGACUUAUUUUUUAGAUAUACGUGGAAUAACUUUUUGCACUUACAAGUAGAGUUAUGUAUACUUGCAAUACUGGGCCAUUCUUCACAAGAAGAAAAGACUGUUGUGAACAAUAUUGAGGCAAAAGAUGAGGUGGUGAAUGAAAUGCAGAAUUCCAAGUCUGCAGUAAAUUUAGACUCCUCGCAGAGUGUCAUGGUAACACAUAUUUUUCAAAAAUGCUGCCUGGUUCAGAGAAUACUCGAUGCAUGGGAAGUAAAUGAUAAGAUACAGGCAGAAGGUGGCAUGCGAAGAGGAAACAUGGGCCAUCUCACCAGGAUAGCCAAUGCUGUGGUACAGAACAUGGAAAAGGGUCCUGUCCAAGCACAAAUAGAAGAGCUUAUAAAAGAAUUGCCAGAAGACUGCAGAGGGAGAUGGGAAAGUUUUGUUGGAGAGACUUUAACAGAAACAAACCGAAGAAAUACUGUUGACUUGGUGAGUACGCAUGCUUUACAUUGUUCAAGUGAAGAAGAAGAUAUGGAGAGCCCUUUCCCGAAUGAACUGUCAUUACAGCAGACUUUCACAGAGUACCAAAUUCAGCAAAUGACUGCCAAUUUUGUUGAUCAGUUUGGGUUUAAUGAUGAAGAGUUUGCAGAGCAGGAUGACAACAUCAAUGCUCCCUUUGACAGGAUUGCAGAGAUAAAUUUCAACAUGGAUGCAGAUGAUGACAGUCCGAGUGCCUCUCUCUUUGAAGCCUGUUGUAAUGAGCGGAUCCAGCCAUUUGAUGAUAAUGAAGAUGAUGAAGACAUUUGGGAGGAGAAAGAAAUCAAUUAUGCAGCUCAGGUGAAAUCAAGAACGAGGUUUGGGGUGUCACAGACCUCAGAAAGUUCAUCAAAGAGCGACAUAGAGAGUGGUGAGCAGGAUGGCAGUAUCGACUCUGAAGAUGAGGAGGAAGAGGAAAUGGAAGUAUCAGUCACACCUGCUGAAGAAAAUAGCAACAAGAAUAAUCCUACAGAGCAGAAAGAAACUAAUAGCUGUGAAGGUCCUAACUGGACAGCAAAUUUUGAAGAGACAGUCAACUCCAAACCACCUGUCCCUUGUGUAGCAAUGGAUGUGGGGUCCAGUGUGUGGGAUACAGUGACACCAGAAGCUGUUGUCCCUGAAGACAAAGGAUGGGCUAAGUUUACAGAUUUUCAGCCCUUCUGCUGUUCAGAGUCUGGCCCACGGUGUAGUUCUCCUGUGGAUACUGAAAGCAGCGCAUCUGAUGGAAACCCAAAGCAAAGUCAGGAUAAGAACUUUAGUGCAGUAUCACCUUGUGCUUGGAAUGUUUGUGUGGCUAGAAAAGCACCAUUAGUUGCCUCUGACAGCAGUUCAUCUGGUGGUUCUGACAGUGAUGAUGAGGAAGACAAAACAGACAUAGUCACAGAGAUCAUCACCACAGGAUCGGUGCAUGAAACUAUUAAGCUCACAAUGGAUGCCAAGAAUGAAAAGGCUGUUUUCACCAGAAUAUUUAGGCCUGCAGUUCGAGGUGAUGCCGACUGCAUGGUUAUAGACAAGCUCACCAUUUCAGAUGUACCCCACAUAGUUUCUGAAUCUUUAAAUAGUGUGAAUGAACCUUCCCAUGAAACACAGCAGUCUACAGCAACCGACAGCACAGCAACAGAGGUCGCUUCUAAAGACAGAAGUCAAGAAGAGGUGAUACUGUCCAGUGAAGCAACAUUAAACGGCCCAGCUUGAUGAUGACCUGUGGUUUUUGGUUCUCUACAGUUUGGCCAGUUGAAGCAAAUUAAAGCUAACUUUGUGAUGCAAUUAGUGUUUUUAUAAGUGCAGCAUUCACAUGGAAACUGGAACUUGGACCAGUUCAUAUAGACACAAAAUGUGAUCCGAAAACUAUUUUUUAGCAAAUGUGUAAAAAUGGAUUGUAUUGUCUCUAAUGUAGCAUUGGACAUCCAUCUCUCAGGAUUGGCCAUUUCUCCUUCAUCUAGAGAGGAUUCAACGUUUGUCUCUGGCCAGUCAUUGUCUUAGUAUCUUCCACAUGAUGCCCUGCAGUAUUCAUUUACCUGGAUGGUAACAAGCCCAAUGAUGGAACCCUGGACAUUGGGUAGCAAGAAGCCCUGUCAUACUGUGGUAUCCAGUGGAUGUCUGUGUGUCCUAGCACUUGCACCGCUUCUGAUAGCAAUAAGCCUUAUUGUUGGGUGGGGUGGUCUGGUUAUAUAAUAGCUGCAAGCGGAUGAACUUGCAUUAACUGUUUUGUGUGAUCAGUGCUGUCCUGCUGUAAUAUUUGUUUUGGCAGAACAGCCAGUUACUGGAUUUGUGCUGCCAAGUAAGCCUGCAGUAAGGAGUCACUUGUUAGUUAAUCAGAAUAGCUGCUUACUCCCAAGUUGAUUAACUGACAGUUAAAUCUCUUAGCCCAUUUCAGUAUAGAGAGAGGACAGAGUGUGUGUGCGUGCUCAUGGCUGUUUUCAUAUUUUACGACUUGUCUUCAUUAGUACCAGAACGUCAAAUUAUAUGUUAUUGCUGGUAUUACACACACUGGCCCUGCUAGAACUGAUUAGAUCUUCCUACUUAUUCUUAUACUUUUAAUUGCUGACCUGAAACUUCAUUAUUGGAACAUUUCUGCAGCUCAGGCUGUAGGAUUUUCCUUGACUCUGUGAGGCCCAUCAUCGCAUCUGAUUUUGUGAAGGCCAGAAUUGCUGUAUGAUGUCAUUAACUAUCUGAAUAUCACAAGGCUGUUUUGUUUGCAUGGCUUCUGUUACGCUUACUGUAGCCAACAUGAGUACUUUGUCAGUACAGGUGCUGCAGUGAAGAUAACAGCUAGCAUGGUGACAAAAAUCAUUAUUGUGAGUUGCAGAAACACUUUCAGGACCAUACAGACUUUGGAAAGAAGUUGUUAAAUUGAAAUUAUCUGGGAACUCUAUGCCAAUUCCAUGCUUUUGCCAUCAAGAAAUGUAACAUUCAUUGAAAUGUAGGAGCAAAUAUUUUUUCUGUGUGCUAGAUCCUGAUAUUCAUUUAAAUUAUGUAUCUCUCUAUUCAUUUUAACUGUUUGGGCAAGCUUUUACCUGCACUACUAAUCAUUUGAGUUUGGAAGGGAGGCAAGACUGGUUUUGUAUGUGGAUAGUUCUCUGUACUGGCAUAGGGUUGCAUUCCCCAAAGCAGUACUGACCAAGCUGGCCUUGUUGGUACAGUGUGCAGUGAAUUAUGUGAAGAUGGGACUUGUACAGACCUGAAAUCUUUGCUUUAACUUUUUCUGUACUAGAUGUUUGUGAGUUGAAAAGACUGCAUAACAUUGUACAAUGCCCCCAGCAGUUUCCAUUAUCAUUGUUGUCCGUGUUGCAUCCUGGUACCAUAAAUAUUGUUUUUAAUGAA
Messenger RNA from Protopterus annectens (West African lungfish), 4911 nucleotides. It is a transcript of the gene PPP6R2, whose product is annotated as protein phosphatase 6 regulatory subunit 2. The record is from RefSeq and is a predicted model, not a curated record. Gene Ontology annotation, cellular component: cytosol; nucleus. The coding region runs from base 448 to 3282 and encodes 944 amino acids. Gene Ontology annotation, molecular function: protein phosphatase regulator activity; protein phosphatase binding. The transcript has 25 exons. Lineage: Eukaryota; Metazoa; Chordata; Ceratodontiformes; Protopteridae.